UAUCACCAGGCCCGGUGGAAACCCAUGUCUGGGGAAGGGCCGUGGAUCACAGUCAUGCUCAACUACGAUGGGGGUGAUGAAGUGAGGAUGAAGAUUAACGUAGAAGGGGCCAGAGAGGUGGAGAUGCGGACUGAUGGAAAACUACAGGACGCGAUCACGGAGGCGAAAGAUCGUGCGGAGAGGCAUUGCAGGAGGGACGGAGUGACAACAAGAUUGCAGGUAACGGUCUCGUAUCAUGAGACCGAGACCUCAAUGGACACAGCGGACCUGGAACAAGCCCAUCUGGAUCGGGACUCAGGGGGGGGGAGCGAGAUGAGCGAGGCAGGAGAUCGGGAGACGGACCUCAGGUCCUGGAAUAGACCAGGCAAGAUCGAGAGGUAUCACCGAGCCGCGAAGCCGGUGGAAGAGGGACCCGAGGCCAGCUCUCGACAGCUGACCCCCAGAGGCCGCGGGACGGGUGAGAGGCAGAACAGGGGGAAAAGACAGACCAGUUUUGCUGAUGGCACUAUCCACGAUCUGAGGCCCUAUCUGAAGAAGGGCAAAGAGGCUCAUGAGCAUUUUGAUGCAGCGUGGAUCUCCGCCACGAGGUAUCUCGAGCAGAGGGAGAGAGAAAUCGAUGAGAGCGGUACCAAACUAAUUCUCAGCUUUGGGCCCAAACUUUAUACGGAUUAUCCUAAGCCUCCCGUUCCUUUCCUUCUCACAGAUGACACGGGUUGGCAUGAUAUGAUCGGCUUGGCAAAAAUGUAUAUCUCUCCAGCGGUGAUCGACAUUGAGGCACUGACAGAGCCAACCGAGUACCCAUACCUCAGGCGAGGAGUCUUCUCAGUGGACGGGUUGCCUACAUUGUGGGAGGAGUUCUGCUCCAUGGUUAACUUUCGUGUCAUGUAUUUUGGAUGGUCAUGCUCAGAGCUUGCUGGCUUCAGGUGACACUUUGUCACGAGGCCUCAGUCUCAGACUGUACGUGGGCGUGGGUCAUAGCACUAGAGACAAGCAACGGAACGAG
This is a messenger RNA of Chara braunii, 1003 nucleotides long. NCBI's taxonomy places the organism in Eukaryota, Viridiplantae, Streptophyta, Charophyceae, Charales, Characeae. The record is from the annotation of a GenBank genome assembly.